Penicilliopsis zonata CBS 506.65 is the source of this 557-nucleotide messenger RNA. RefSeq lists its product as hypothetical. Lineage: Eukaryota; Fungi; Ascomycota; Eurotiomycetes; Eurotiales; Aspergillaceae. The record is from RefSeq and is a predicted model, not a curated record. The transcript is spliced from 2 exons. Bases 85 to 447 code for a protein of 120 amino acids.
GCAAGAUAAAAAAGGCCAGUUAGGUACCUAAGGCUCUUUUACCGCGCAUGUGGAGAUUCAUAAAUUGGAGAUCUCCCUGUCAAAAUGCCUCAAAUACCAUUUCGCUAUCCACAAAAAAUGGGUUCUCUAUCCCGUACCCCGAGGAAUCGCCGUACCUUUUGCCGAUCUGAUCCGAAGUCCAACCGAAGGGGGGGGGAAAGCGAGCGUGAGGAGUACAGACGGAGGACAUCAUUUCGAAACCAAGUCAGAUCGAGUAGCACGGGUCAAUUGACUGAGAGAAUUGGCUGGCAUGAAGAAAUCAGAACCCAUUGGGUGGAGAGCAUACCGUUACUAGGUACAGAUCUGCUCGAUCAGACUAUAUGGCAGUCUAAGCUCGCUCUACCGUUUCCGCAAAGAAUUGAAACAGUUGGACUACUGCUCCUACAAACCAACACGACCGUCUUAUGAGAUUGCGAAGAAAAAUGCUCAUAUUCUGAUUCCUGUCAGAAUGCGGUGCACGUUCAGCAUUUGGAGCAUUCCCAAGUAUGUUUCUACUACUGUUAUAAUAUUGACCCAGU